UGUUUAUGGCAUUAGGAGAUUCACGAAAAUUUUUAGACAGUGCCUCGAGAUACUUGUUGGCAUGCUGGAUUUAAAGUGGCGCGCGCGACGAAAUCAUUUUUAACAGUUGGCAGGACUGUUCGGAAAAUUCGGAAAGUGAACAGGUGUUUUUUGAAUGGAUUAGGGAGAGUAGACGACGAGGACGCAAAAGGAUUUGCGAAUGGUGAAAGAUCGACGAACGGCGCGAUAUUUGUGAUUAAACAACGGUUUUAAAAAUGCAUUGGGAUUCAUGCUCGGAUUUAAACUGUUACGGAAAAUGAGGUACAAACGGGGGACGCAAUUAUGACGUGCACAGAUGACAAGGAUAGGACACGGGCGACCUAGUGAUUCUGUGGUUCGAUAGAGGGAAUAGAAACGGAAGUUAAAUAUGCCACACCAGUUUGGAUUGCCCACGAUGGCGCAUGGAAUGCAAUCACCUCCUUCGCCGACCUCGGUAAUGUCGGUUUAUCCUCGUUUCGGAUCCGGCGUGUACAGACCGGACCACCAGGACCAGAGAUUAACGCGCGAGGCGAUGGAGCGUUAUUUGCGCGACAGAAGCGACAUGGUGAUCGUGAUCCUUCACGCGAAAGUCGCCCAGAAGUCGUACGGGAACGAGAAACGGUUCUUCUGUCCGCCGCCGUGUAUCUAUUUGUUCGGGGACGGCUGGAGGAUGCGACAGGAACAGAUGCUUCGCGAGGGGGAGACCGAGCAAUCGGCGCAGCUAUGCGCGUUCAUCGGAAUCGGUAAUUCCGACCAGGACAUGCAGCAAUUGGAUUUGAACAAUGGCAAACAGUAUUGCGCCGCGAAGACAUUGUACAUUUCCGACUCUGACAAGAGGAAGCACUUUAUGCUCUCGGUGAAAAUGUUCUACGGUAGCGGACACGAUAUAGGGGUAUUUCACAGUAAACGGAUCAAAGUGAUCUCGAAACCGUCGAAGAAGAAGCAAUCGUUAAAGAACGCCGAUCUGUGUAUCGCGAGCGGGACGAAGGUGGCGUUGUUCAAUCGUUUGAGAUCGCAGACGGUGAGCACGCGGUAUCUUCACGUGGAGAACGGUAAUUUCCACGCGAGUUCGACCCAAUGGGGCGCGUUCACGAUACAUCUGCUGGACGACAACGAGAGCGAGUCGGAGGAGUUUCAAGUUCGGGACGGGUACGUGCAUUACGGGAGCACGGUGAAGUUGGUAUGCUCGGUGACCGGAAUGGCUCUGCCGCGUUUAGUGAUUCGCAAGGUCGACAAGCAGAUGGCGAGCUUAGAGGCGGACGAUCCCGUUUCGCAGUUACACAAAUGCGCGUUCUAUAUGAAGGACACGGAUCACAUGUACCUCUGUUUGUCGCAGGAACGCAUAAUACAAUUCCAGGCGACACCGUGCCCGAAGGAGGCGAAUAAAGAGAUGAUAAACGACGGCGCCUGCUGGACGAUAAUCAGCACCGACAAGGCUGAGUAUCAGUUCUUCGAGGGUAUGGGACCGGUUAGAUCGCCGGUAACGCCGGUUCCCCUGGUGCACAGUUUGCAUUUGAACGGCGGCGGUGACGUGGCGAUGCUCGAAUUAACCGGCGAUAAUUUCACCCCGAAUCUUCAGGUAUGGUUCGGCGACGUAGAGGCCGAGACCAUGUACAGAUGUCAGGAGAGUAUGCUUUGCGUGGUACCCGAUAUAUCGCAGUUUCGUGGCGAGUGGCUCUGGGUCAGGCAACCGACUCAGGUACCCGUCUCGUUGGUUCGUAACGACGGUAUCAUUUACGCGACCGGUUUGACCUUUACCUAUACACCGGAGCCAGGACCACGGCCCCAUUGUCCACCCGCGGACGAGAUCAUGAGAGCUCCGCGUUCCAUGCACAAUCAGGCCAGUAUGCCGCCCGCGAUCGCGGACGUACCGUGGAAUACGCAUCAACCGCCUCAGCCGGGUCUCUGAUGUUUCCUAGACAAUUACACUGUGCAUCACCAAAGUUUACGGCCCAGUGAAACGAACGCCGUCCGUCGGACCGACGACGAUAACAACAACGACAACCACAGCACCGACAACGAGGACGUUCCGGUCUCUGUCGAUAACGAGCCGACGAACGUGAACGGUACCGGGACGGCGGCAUUCACAGCGAAAGACUUGUUGCUACGGGUCGAUCGUGCGGCGACGCGUUUAGACAAUACCAAGAUGACGUAGCAUACUUUUCGUCGCGUCCAUUUUAAUCCCCCUAUCGCGGAAACGUACCCUAUUCAAGUAGCACAUGACGCCUAAUGACGCCUUUUCAAUACGGCUUAAUGGCGCCAUAGACCUAAAGUAGCCGUAAAAUGGACGUCUUCAAGGCGUCAUGCGGUAUCUGGAUAUCCGGAUCCGAAGUUCGAGGUACCGCGCUUGAAACAGAAGCUCCAAAUUCCAUAUUUCGUGUACAGUGUGCCGUGUGUCCUUUACCCCUGAUGUUCAUACCGCAAUCCUACCCGUAGGUUCUUUAGCUUUAAGUGUUGAUACAGAUUUACACAGAAACAGAGUGAGUGAGUGAAAGAGAGAGUGAGAGUAAGAAAAUAAUAAUUUAUAGCACUAUUAGGAUUAAAGAAGCUUUCUACGAAACGUGAAUGUUUUUUAGCUAAUUGCGCGACGCAAUAACCAGAGAAGACGAGAAACGCGGCGUCGGGACCCUCGAAUUUUAACGGCUCAGUCCGUGCACCGUUGCAUAUCGAUGAUCGCUAAAAAUAAGUUGAUAUCUCACGUCGAUUACUUGCAUUCGUUCGGGAACGAUACGUCAAGGUUGUCGGGAAAAUCAUUUUUAUCUUCGACUCGACUGCGAUACCGGAAGUGUCGCGAGUAGCGUGCGAAACGAUUAAAACGCGUAUACGUGUACCGUUUACUUUCUCGCGCGUUUUUAUUUGGAUCCAAUUUUGUACAGUUGUACCAUAGACGAGGUAUAGGAGUAGACAUUUCAUCGAAUGUAUUUUUUC
Dufourea novaeangliae is the source of this 2946-nucleotide messenger RNA. It is a transcript of the gene Su(H), whose product is annotated as suppressor of hairless protein. Bases 407 to 1927 code for a protein of 506 amino acids. Gene Ontology annotation, molecular function: DNA-binding transcription activator activity, RNA polymerase II-specific; RNA polymerase II cis-regulatory region sequence-specific DNA binding. The transcript has 2 exons. Gene Ontology annotation, biological process: regulation of transcription by RNA polymerase II. The record is from RefSeq and is a predicted model, not a curated record. Gene Ontology annotation, cellular component: nucleus. NCBI's taxonomy places the organism in Eukaryota, Metazoa, Arthropoda, Insecta, Hymenoptera, Halictidae.